Messenger RNA from Papaver somniferum (opium poppy), 1727 nucleotides. Its product is annotated as CBL-interacting serine/threonine-protein kinase 14-like. Gene Ontology annotation, molecular function: ATP binding; protein kinase activity. Gene Ontology annotation, biological process: signal transduction; protein phosphorylation. The transcript has a single exon. Bases 125 to 1423 code for a protein of 432 amino acids. The record is from RefSeq and is a predicted model, not a curated record. NCBI's taxonomy places the organism in Eukaryota, Viridiplantae, Streptophyta, Magnoliopsida, Ranunculales, Papaveraceae.
AACACCGCCCAUCUUCAACCACCAUCUAACAGCCAUUUUCUGAACCUCUCUAAAAACAACUCAAACACAAACUAAACUCUUCUUUGAUUUCGAGCUUCAGCUCGAUUCCAUUCUAUCACCAACAAUGGAAGAACCAUCAGGAUCAUCAUCAGAAUACGGUGACAUAUCACCGGUAACCGAGCACAUUCUAUUCGAGAAAUACGAGAUCGGACGUCUACUCGGUUGCGGUGCGUUCGCAAAAGUAUAUCACGCAAGAAACAUACAAACUGGCCAAAGUGUCGCCAUUAAAGUAAUCAGCAAACAGAAAAUUAUCAAGGGCGGGUUGAUGACGAACAUCAAGAGAGAAAUCUCGAUUAUGAGGCAAUUGCAUCAUCCGUACAUCGUCAAAUUAUUCGAAGUGUUGGCAACAAAAGCGAAGAUUUAUUUCGUCAUGGAGUUUGUCAAAGGUGGUGAGCUUUUCGCCAAGGUGGCGAAAUGUAGAUUCAGCGAAGAUUUGAGUCGACGGUAUUUUCAGCAGUUGAUUUCAGCUGUUGGUUAUUGUCAUUCUCAUGGUGUUUUCCACCGUGAUCUGAAACCGGAGAAUUUGUUGCUGGAUGAUAAGGGUGAUUUGAAGGUGUCGGAUUUUGGCCUCAGUGCGGUGACAUCGCAGGUGCAGAAUGAUGGGUUGUUGCAUACAUUAUGUGGAACACCGGCGUAUGUGGCACCGGAGAUUUUAGGGAAAAGGGGUUAUAAUGGGGCGAAGAUUGAUAUCUGGUCAUGUGGUGUUAUAUUGUUCGUGUUGAACUCCGGUUAUCUUCCGUUUAAUGAUCGGAAUUUGAUGGUGAUGUAUCGGAAAAUAUAUAAGGGUGAGUUCCGUGUACCGAAAUGGACUUCGCCGGGUUUGCGCCAUCUUUUUUCACGGCUUUUGGAUACAAAUCCGAUUACUAGAAUUACCGUCGAUGAGAUUAUCCAAGACCCGUGGUUCCGGAAAGGUUAUAAAGAGAUCAAAUUCCAUGAAUAUGAUAAUAAUCUGAUCAAAGAGGUGGAUCAAGAAAACAACGGCGGUUCGAAGUUCUUGAAUGCGUUUGAUAUUAUCUCAUUCUCGUCAGGGUUCGAUUUAUCGGGUUUGUUCAAAGAUUUCGAUAACUCGGUUGCGGUAGAAAGUGAUCGAUUUAUUACUGCCGAGACGCCGGAAAACAUUACAAAAAAGAUCAGUGAAGCCGCGGCGAAAGAAGGUCUAACGAUGAGGAAAAAAGAUUGGAAGUUGAUGUUGGAAGGGCAAAAUGGGAAAUUACUCGUCGGGAUCGAAAUGUAUCAGUUGACGGAAAAGUUAGCCGUGGUGGAAGUACGGUCGUAUGAAGGUGUUUGGAAGAAUAAAAUUCAGCCGGAGCUAAGUUCACUGAUUUACCAACCGGAAGCAAGUGGAUCGGGUAAUACUAAUUGAACCCGAUUACACGAUUUCGGGUAUCUUUAGGUGUUCGUACCCGUAUCCUUCAGGUCGGCAAGUUCCUUGGCGUGUCCGACUUUAUUUGCUGUUGUUGAAAAAAGCAAUUGUAUGUGUGAAUAAAUAUUAAAUAAAAAUAUAGAAAAAAAAUAAUAUAGGGAGAAAUAUUAAGAAAUGAUAAACUGGGUUAUGUUAUAAUUUUUUGCCCAGUUUAUUUAUUUCAAAUUUCUCUACUUAUUUCUCUCCAUUUGAAUUGGCUGGCUUCAACUUUUAAUUUCAUGUGGUUUUUUCCAUUUUGCUUAAA